Dendrobium catenatum is the source of this 784-nucleotide messenger RNA. RefSeq names its product peptidyl-prolyl cis-trans isomerase FKBP15-1-like. Gene Ontology annotation, biological process: protein peptidyl-prolyl isomerization. The record is from RefSeq and is a predicted model, not a curated record. Gene Ontology annotation, molecular function: peptidyl-prolyl cis-trans isomerase activity. The coding region runs from base 91 to 546 and encodes 151 amino acids. NCBI's taxonomy places the organism in Eukaryota, Viridiplantae, Streptophyta, Magnoliopsida, Asparagales, Orchidaceae. The transcript has 6 exons.
CAAUCCGAUACCAAAGUUUUCUCCGCCAGCCCUGAUUAGAUCCGAGGCGGGACUGCGAGCGAUAGUAUAGCUCGGCGAGUGAAGUGGGAGAUGGAUAGGGUUCUUAUUAUCGUCUCAGUCUUCGCCGCUUUACUUCUAUUUGUUUCUGCUAAGAAAUCAAGCGAUGUUACGGAUCUGCAGAUCGGCGUCAAGUACAAGCCAGAGACUUGUAGCAUUCAAUCUCACAAAGGUGAUAGAGUUAAAGUGCAUUAUCGUGGGAUGCUUACUAAUGGAAACAUAUUUGACUCCAGUUAUGAACGAGGUGACCCAAUUGAGUUUGAGCUUGGCAAGGGUCAAGUGAUCAAAGGAUGGGACCAAGGGCUAUUGGGAAUGUGCGUUGGUGAGAAAAGGAAGCUGAAGAUACCUUCAAAGCUCGGUUAUGGAGCCCAAGGUUCUCCUCCUAAGAUCCCAGGUGGUGCCACACUUAUCUUUGAUACUGAACUUGUGGCUGUCAAUGGAAAAACUUCAAGCACCAACCAAUCAACUGAAGGGAACGAGGAGCUAUAAAUUUUACUGAGAACUGAAUACCUCCAUGCUAUGGCUAAUUGAGGGGAUCUAUAAAAAAACCUGAAAACAAGGUAGAAGUUUGCAUCUGUAGUGUAGGAGCACUUGAGUUUUGAAAUGAUUCUAACGAAUUACAUGGUACUAAAUUAAUUUCGGGAGUUUCUCCGAACCGUUGUCUAUUCAUUCAAUGAAAGGCUUCUGAUGUCUAUUUCAGACGGGUAGUACAAUUCUAUUCACAAAC